This is a messenger RNA of Lepus europaeus (European hare), 1077 nucleotides long. It is a transcript of the gene GPR87, whose product is annotated as G protein-coupled receptor 87. The transcript has 2 exons. The record is from RefSeq and is a predicted model, not a curated record. Gene Ontology annotation, molecular function: G protein-coupled purinergic nucleotide receptor activity. The coding region runs from base 1 to 1077 and encodes 358 amino acids. Gene Ontology annotation, biological process: G protein-coupled receptor signaling pathway. Gene Ontology annotation, cellular component: membrane. NCBI's taxonomy places the organism in Eukaryota, Metazoa, Chordata, Mammalia, Lagomorpha, Leporidae.
AUGGGGUUCAACUUGACACUUGCAAAAUUACCAGAUACUGAGCUGCACAGCCAAGGGAGCCCCACCCCAAGUAACGUGAGUGAAAAGCCGGGAGAGAACAGCACCGUUCACAAUGAGUUCAACACCAUCGUCUUGCCAGUGCUUUACCUCAUUAUAUUUGUGGCAAGCAUAUUGCUGAAUGGUCUAGCAGUGUGGAUCUUCUUCCACAUUAGGAAUAAAACCAGCUUCAUAUUUUAUCUGAAAAACAUAGUGGUUGCUGACCUCAUCAUGACACUGACAUUUCCAUUUCGAAUAGUCCAUGACGCAGGAUUUGGACCUUGGUACUUCAAGUCUGUCCUCUGCAGAUACACUUCCGUCUUGUUUUACGCAAACAUGUACACUUCCAUUGUGUUUCUUGGGCUGAUAAGCAUCGACCGCUAUCUGAAGGUGGUAAAACCAUUUGGGGACUCUCGUAUGUACAGCAUAACCUUUACGAAGGUUUUAUCUGUCUGUGUUUGGGUGAUCAUGGCUGUUCUGUCCUUACCAAACAUCAUACUAACAAACGGACAACCAACUAAGGAAAACAUUCAUGACUGCAUGAAACUUAAAAGUUCCUUAGGAGUCAAAUGGCAUAAGGCAGUCGUCUAUGUGAACAGCUGCUUGUUCGUGGCCGUCCUUGUGAUCCUGAUCGGAUGCUACAUUGCCAUAUCCAGGUACAUCCACAAAUCCAGCAGGCAAUUCAUCAGUCAGUCAAGCCGAAAGCGAAAGCACAACCAGAGCAUUAGGGUGGUUGUGGCCGUGUUUUUUACCUGCUUUCUACCAUAUCACUUGUGCAGAAUUCCUUUCACUUUCAGCCACUUGGACAGACUUUUAGACGAAUCUGCACACAAAAUCCUGUAUUACUGCAAAGAAAUGACACUUUUCUUAUCUGCAUGCAACGUGUGCCUGGAUCCAAUAAUUUACUUUUUCAUGUGUAGGUCAUUUUCAAGAAGGUUAUUCAAGAAAUCGAAUAUCAGAACCAGAAGCGAAAGCAUCAGAUCCCUGCAAAGUGUCAGAAGAUCGGAAGUCCGUAUAUAUUACGAUUAUACUGACGUAUAA